Andrographis paniculata is the source of this 1225-nucleotide messenger RNA. RefSeq names its product palmitoyl-acyl carrier protein thioesterase, chloroplastic-like. Gene Ontology annotation, biological process: fatty acid biosynthetic process. Bases 86 to 1225 code for a protein of 379 amino acids. The transcript is spliced from 6 exons. Gene Ontology annotation, molecular function: acyl carrier activity; fatty acyl-[ACP] hydrolase activity. The record is from RefSeq and is a predicted model, not a curated record. Lineage: Eukaryota; Viridiplantae; Streptophyta; Magnoliopsida; Lamiales; Acanthaceae.
UGUGUCCCUAUAUAUAUACACAUAUAAAUAUAUAUGUAUAUAUAUAGAUGAUUAGAAUUUUUCUAAUUUCCAUCAGAAAAUUAGAAUGGCAUGUUUGUCCCACAGUGUAAGUUUCUGUAUCACUUACAGAACAGAUCAAAAGCCAAAGAAACAGAGCUUUGUUAAGUGUGUUAAUGUCAUCAAUGGGACAAAACUACUGAGCCAAGAGCAAGCUGAGAGCCUGCAGAUUCGACAGAAUAUACCGACGAAGAAGCAGUUCGUCGAUCCCUAUCGACAGGGGAUUAUAACGGAAGAGGAAGCACUUUACAGGCAGACGGUGGUCGUAAGAUCCUACGAGGUCGGGCCUGAUAAAACCGCGACGAUAGAAAGCAUUCUCAACUUGCUUCAGGAAACGGCGCUGAAUCAUGUCUGGAUGUCGGGGCUACUUGGUGAUGGAUUCGGCGCCACACAUGGGAUGAUGAGAAACAACCUCAUUUGGGUCGUUUCGAGGAUGCAAGUUCAAGUGGAUCACUACCCAAUCUGGGGAGAGGUGAUGGAAAUCGACACAUGGGUAGGGGCGUCGGGGAAGAAUGGGAUGAGGAGAGACUGGCUACUCAGGAGUAAAGCUACAGGCGUCGUAUUCGCCCGGGGGACAAGUACCUGGGUGAUGAUGAACAGGCAGACACGGCGUCUUUCCAAAAUGCCGGAUGAAGUGAGGGCCGAGAUAUCGCCAUGGUUCAUUGCAAAACAGGCAAUAGAAGAAGACAGCCCUGAGAAAAUAGACAAAGUUGGAGAAAAUGCUCAAUACGAACGUUCAAACUUAAAGCCGAAAAGAAGCGACUUAGACAUGAACAAUCAUGUGAACAACGUGAAGUACGUUAGAUGGAUGUUCGAGACCAUUCCUGACGAGUUCUUGGAGAGUCAUCAGCUGUCGGAAAUAAUACUAGAGUACCGGAGAGAAUGCGGGAGCUCGGACGUGGUGCAGUCGCUAAGCGAGCCUCAAGAAAGUGGCCUGAUAAAACCUGGAAUUCAGCAAUGUAACAGCACUAAUGUGAACGGACACAGCUCAUUAUCGCAUACAGGAAUUCUCGAGGGAAAUGGGCUUCUGGGAUUAGUAAAUCAGUUACCUCGCAGCUACAUUCACCUUCUUCAGUUAAAAGGGGAAACAAAAAAUGAAGAAAUGGUGAGGGGAAAGACAACAUGGAAGAGAAAGCACAUUUACCAACCAUUUUCAGUUCCCCCGUAA